CCCAAACAAACCAUGAAAACAAACCAAGGCAAGAAAAAUAAUCCGUGUACAUGAUUAGCCUGCAGCAGAACGUCUUACACGAGUUUCCCCAGCUGAUUCACAGACAUUUCAGUUGACAAUAUUGGCGUUUAGAUCAGCUGCAUUUUAUCUUGGUGUUUUAAUAUUGACCUCAGACAGUGGUGUUUAUUUGCAAGAGAUGCGCUCCAGCGGUCUGCGAUGGACAGGAGUCCUCUGAGCUGCAUUGCCGCGAUUACUUCACCCUGCAUCAGGGCUUAUUACAUAAUUGGCGAUUUGGCACAAAGUACCACUAUAGAAGUAGUGAACGAUAUUAUUACUCGUCCAUAUAUAAUGAAAAGAUAAUAUAUAGUGAUAAAUAAGUAAAUGUCAAAGGUUUAGUGAUCGCCUCAAGAAAAGCUGAGAAUCGGUGUGUGUCCUGCGUUGUUUCCCCUCUGAACCUCCAAUCCCGUCUCUCCCCUGAAGGUCUCUCUGCCUUUCCCUCCAGACAACGCAAUGAGCCGCUCGAAAAGAGGGAGACACGUCGCUUUUGAUGCUCGAGAAAGAAGUUAAAUCGACCGUGUGCGUGAAACCAACAUGAGAUACGCAGCAGAAUAUAUCUGGAUUAUGAGGAAAUGACCUGAACUGUGCAAUAACCAGAAGAUGAUGGUGAUGAUGGAGAGAAUUCGGCUUUACCUUAUGAAAUGGAUUUGUCUGCGCUGGGCUUGGGUUUGUGUGGCUGCCUGUGGCGGUAAGGUGGAGUUACACACUGAGAGGAGAGGAGUGAUCUACAGCCCAUCAUGGCCCCUCAAUUACCCAGCCGGAGUGAAUUGCAGCUGGAAUAUACAGGGAAGCCGUGGAGAUGUGAUCACAAUAAGUUUUCACAGCUUUGAUGUGGAGGACACGGCGGACUGCAGGGGGGACUGGCUGUUGCUCGGCCCCACAUGGAAAGCUGACUAUCGGUUCUGUGGCUCAGUUCUUCCUCCUCCCUUCAUCUCCUCCAGAGGACGAGUCUGGGUCUACUUCCACUCUCAGGCCAACAGCUCCGGACAGGCACAGGGCUUCAGACUGUCUUAUAUACGAGGUCGACUGGGUCAAAGUAGUUGUGAGAACGAUGAAUAUUUAUGUGGAAACGGUAAGUGCGUUCCACGUUCCUGGCGCUGUAAUGGAUUGGAUGAGUGCGGCGACAAUACAGAUGAAAGGAUCUGUGCCGCCCCACCCACACCCGCCCGGGUGAGUCUGUGUCCGCCAGGCACCUUGCAGUGCUCUGAUAUCCAAUCUACCCGCUGUCUUCCGGUGUCUCUACGCUGUAACGGAGCCAGGGACUGCCCUGACGGAUCUGACGAGGCCCACUGCCCCGACACGUCCUGUGGAAAACGCUUAGUCAACUUCUACGGGACAUUUGCUUCACCUGAUUUUUUCCGUCCAAAUAGAAGCAGCGGCACAGAUCUUCACUGCAUGUGGUUCCUGGACACACAAGACCCAAAGCCGCUGGUGCUGCAGGUGGACCUGCAGCUGGGUGUGGGAGACUCUGUGCGCGUUUACGAUGGAUUGGGAGAGCGUGCAGAACGUCUUCUGCAGAGUCUCUCCCACCAUAAUAACCACAGACGAGCCCUGCUGGAGUCUUCCCAGGGACAGAUGAGCAUCUUCUACCACGCUAAACCACACAGCCCUGGACACGGAUUCAAUGCCACUUACCAGGUUAAGGGGUACUGCUUUCCAGGUGAGCAUCCAUGUGGCACAGACGAGGGCUGUUACUCUGAGCUGCAGCGCUGUGAUGGUUACUGGCAUUGUCCUGGGGGGCGAGAUGAGGAGGAAUGCCCGCUGUGCCAGCCAGGAGAGUAUCCCUGUGAGGGUGGCAGCGGGGCAUGUUACUCAGCUUCUGAGAGGUGUAACAACCAGAAGAAAUGCCCCGACGGCUCGGAUGAGAAAAACUGCUUUGUCUGCCAGCCUGGAAACUUCCACUGCGGAACCAACCUGUGCAUCUUUGAGACGUGGCGGUGCGAUGGGCAAGAGGACUGUCUCGAUGGCAGUGAUGAAAGAGACUGUCUGGCCUCUGUGCCCAGGAAGGUGAUCACAGCGGCUCUGAUUGGCAGCUUGGUCUGCGGCCUGCUGCUGGUCAUCGCACUGGGUUGUGCAUUUAAACUCUAUUCGCUCAGGACAAGAGAGUACAGAGCUUUUGAAACCCAGAUGACCCGACUAGAGGCGGAGUUUGUUCAGAGGGAGGCUCCACCCUCCUAUGGUCAACUAAUAGCUCAAGGUCUCAUACCCCCAGUGGAUGACUUUCCAGUCUACAACCCCACGCAGGCAUCUGUUCUGCAGAAUCUCCGUUCGGCUAUGCGGAGGCAGAUUCGCCGUCACUCCUCUCGUCGUUCCUCGUCACGGAGGCGACUUGGUCGUCUGUGGAAUCGCUUGUUCCAUCGUGGCUCUCGGUUACGGGGUCAGAUUCCACUCCUCACGCCUCCGGGUCCGGGUCCCACACACACAAACACGCACUCCGAUCUGAGCCUCCACAGCUACAACACAGCGGACGAUGGCGGCGAGGAGUCGCGAGAGAGCGUGGGACAGACUCCGUCACCCUGUUCGACGGUGGCGCUGGGAUUGGCGCUGCAGGCUCACACUGAGGCCCUCUGCCUACCUGACAGAGAGUCUCCGGCUUCUCCUCUCUCUCUGCCCUCACCCGGCUCGCCCCGCUCCACCUCUGACACCCUGGAGGACGAAGAUGAUGAAGAUGACAGAAGUUCAGAGGGGAUGAGAGCUAGACCCAAACAGGGCAUUUCCCCAAAACAUAAAGAUGCCGAUAGCCCUCCUGGAACUCCCGAUAGCCCCAAACGUAGCACGAGCCGUUCGAGAUCCUCCAGACGGCUGGUGCAGGAACUGGCUGCAGAGCUCAGAGGAGUCUCUCUCCUACGCUACACCUCUGUGGGCAUCUCACCGCUUUCUUCCCCAGAGUCACCGAUGUCCUCCAGCAGUCAGUCUGAGGAGCAGAGGAGCUUUCCUACAUUCAGAAAACCACACACAGACUCGCUCACAGAUGCUCACGGACACUCCAGGAAAUCAUCAGGAACGGAAGAUGUUCCCGGUGAUUGUGUCAGGCUUUGCAGACUCACAACUAGUGAGGAAGAGGAUGAUGAGAUUCUGUUAGUGCACUGAGAAGCCUUUAUCCACCCCCCUCCCCCCAUUCUGAUUUUGUGCCAACACAGUGAGCCUUACCAGGUUCAACCAACAGACUUCCAUUUAGAGUCAUAAAGUAUGUUUACAUGCACAGCUAUUAUCAAGCUUUUUGCAAAGACGAGCUACAGUCUUCAUCUGACUGAAUAUAUGGCAAAAUGCAAAUAUUUGAAGGAUUAAAUAAAUGUUGAGCGUCACCUCAGUCUUUUGGAGAAUGUCACAAUGCCAAGGCCAAUUGUAGUCUGAAUAACAUGUAUACAUGUUGGGCGAAGCCGAACUCCAGUCACGCCUGGGUCUGUUUGUCCGACUUUGCAAAAACCACACUGGUUCUAUUUCAGUCAGGCUAAAGCGUUACAUGACAUUUUAAAAAGACAAAUUAUUGCUUUAGUUAGACUGAAAUUGAAGUGCAUGUAAACAUACAGUACCAUUCAAAAGUUUGGGGUCAAAUUGUUUUUUGUUUUUUUAAGAAAUGGAUAUUUUAUUUAGCAAGGAUGCAUUGCAUUGAUCAAAAGUUACAAUAAAGAC
This is a messenger RNA of Megalobrama amblycephala (Wuchang bream), 3690 nucleotides long. RefSeq names its product low density lipoprotein receptor-related protein 3 (gene lrp3). The coding region runs from base 658 to 3147 and encodes 829 amino acids. Gene Ontology annotation, cellular component: plasma membrane. The transcript has 8 exons. Gene Ontology annotation, molecular function: protein binding. Lineage: Eukaryota; Metazoa; Chordata; Actinopteri; Cypriniformes; Xenocyprididae. The record is from RefSeq and is a predicted model, not a curated record.